Dermochelys coriacea (leatherback sea turtle) is the source of this 2141-nucleotide messenger RNA. It is a transcript of the gene SLC35A3, whose product is annotated as solute carrier family 35 member A3. Gene Ontology annotation, molecular function: UDP-galactose transmembrane transporter activity. NCBI's taxonomy places the organism in Eukaryota, Metazoa, Chordata, Testudines, Dermochelyidae. The transcript has 8 exons. Gene Ontology annotation, cellular component: Golgi membrane. Gene Ontology annotation, biological process: pyrimidine nucleotide-sugar transmembrane transport. The record is from RefSeq and is a predicted model, not a curated record. The coding region runs from base 247 to 1227 and encodes 326 amino acids.
CCGAGCCGAGAGCUGAGCCAGCCACGCCGCACGCCAGGUCCUGGGAACGGAGCAGGCGGGGCAGCGGCUGCAGCCGAGGCCUUUGUGGAGCUGGACCGAACGGGACUGGGGCACCCGGAAGCGCCUGCACAGCGCCGGGCGGGCGGCUGCAGCGAGGGGGCGCCGGGGGCACCCCGAGCCGGCGGCGAGGGGCUGGCAGGGAGCGGGGCCGUGCUCCCAGCGCGGGAGGAAAGUGAAAGUCAAGAAAUGUCUACCAAUUUAAAAUACCUUUCCUUGGGGAUCCUGGUCUUUCAGACCACUAGUUUAGUUUUGACUAUGCGAUAUUCUCGGACAUUGAAAGAGGAAGGACCUCGUUACUUAUCCUCUACUGCAGUAGUUGUUGCUGAAUUUUUGAAGAUUAUGGCCUGCAUUUUAUUGGUCUACAAAGAUAGCAAGUGCAAUUUACGGGCUCUGAACAGAGUGCUACAUGAUGAAAUUGUUAACAAGCCUAUGGAAACACUUAAACUUGCUAUUCCAUCAGGGAUUUAUACUCUCCAGAAUAACUUGCUGUAUGUAGCACUGUCAAAUCUAGAUGCAGCCACUUAUCAGGUCACAUAUCAAUUAAAAAUUCUUACUACAGCAUUAUUUUCUGUGUCCAUGCUAAGUAAGAAAUUAGGUGUAUACCAGUGGUUAUCGUUAGUGAUUUUGAUGACGGGAGUUGCAUUUGUACAGUGGCCCUCAGAUUCUCAAUCAACAACAACUAAAGAGUUGUCAGCAGGAUCUCAAUUUGUUGGUCUUCUAGCAGUCCUUAUAGCCUGCUUUUCAAGUGGAUUUGCUGGGGUUUAUUUUGAGAAAAUUUUAAAAGAAACCAAACAGUCUGUCUGGAUCAGAAACAUCCAACUUGGAUUUUUUGGUAGCAUAUUUGGAUUGAUGGGUGUGUACAUAUAUGAUGGAGAACUUCUGUCAAAGAAUGGAUUUUUUCAAGGAUAUAACAAACUUACCUGGAUAGUUGUAGUUCUACAGGCACUGGGGGGCCUUGUGAUUGCUGCCGUUAUAAAAUAUGCAGACAAUAUUUUAAAAGGAUUUGCAACAUCUUUGUCAAUUAUAUUGUCAACAUUGAUCUCCUAUUUCUGGCUGCAAGAUUUUGUCCCAACCAGUGUCUUUUUCUUUGGAGCCAUUCUUGUGAUAGCAGCUACAUUCCUAUAUGGUUAUGAUCCAAAACCUGCAGGAAAUCCUAUCAAGGCAUAGCAGAUUUCAUUAUCAGCCUGUUUCUCAAGACUCUGCAUUAGGGACCUCAACAAGAAUUCCGUAUGAAAGAUUUCAUCAUGCACUGGAAGGAAAGGAUCAAUACACUGAAUCUGAGCAAGAACAUGUUAAUGGUUUUGGAGAACCAAAGGGUUAAAGACAGAAAAUAAUGUAUGUAAAGCUGAUGAAAAAAAUUAAAGGGGAAAGCCUAAUGCAAGUUGCUAAUAAAAACUUGAAAGGAACAAAAUGUUUCCAAGUAACUACAAUUAGGAAUGUUUACAGCUUGAACUUGAGGUUAUAUUAGAUGAUUUUACUGUUUUGAUUGUUGCAGAAAUGUAUUCUAUGCACUCUUUGCAAGAGCACAUGACAAUAUUUGUCAGACUGUAUCUGUUUUUGCAAAUUGAUUAUAUUUAAUGUUAGUAAAUGUGUUUUUAACUGUUUGUCUAUAGAGAUGAAAUUGAAUAUAAUGGAUCUGAUUAGGGGUUCCUUAUUAAAGCUGUGAAAACUGUGAUUGAAAGACAUUUUCACACAUAUCCAAGAUUUUUAUAUUUAUGGAUGGCUGAUUUUAAUAAACAGAAAUCUGAAUUCUGUUGCUUAACUAUAUAAAGUUAUUACAAGGUCAAGGUUCUGACUUAAAUCUGUAAAAGAGAGAAAUUCAGAAUUAGGGCUAAACAUUCCAACUUUAACUAAGGUGAUCACUAGUAUUAUAAGCCAUCUAAUAACUCUGCAUGAACACACACCAUAGGUUCCAGCAAUAACCCGGCACAAUGGCAUUGGUGUUAAAGAUGGAGUGCUUGCUUGGGUAACAUUCAUUCCUUUAUCCCUAUUGGUAUAAAUCAACUUCUUAGUAUUACAUUAAAGUAGCUUUUAUGGUUUGUUUCCUUUGGAAAUGUUUUUUAAAAUUGUGAUUUUAAAAA